Molecule: messenger RNA, 4807 nt
Organism: Myripristis murdjan (pinecone soldierfish)
Lineage: Eukaryota; Metazoa; Chordata; Actinopteri; Holocentriformes; Holocentridae
Gene: exoc3l2b
Product: exocyst complex component 3-like 2b
Exons: 14
Coding region: 22-2703 (893 amino acids)
Biological process (GO): exocytosis; exocyst localization
Cellular component (GO): exocyst
Molecular function (GO): SNARE binding
Source: RefSeq, a predicted model, not a curated record
CCCCCCUCCCCCAGCUCCAUCAUGCCUGUCCUCAAAAACCUCCCGGUGCGUCUGAAAGGCGGCCCGACGCUCGACAACGCCUUUAUCCUGCGCAGGAUGAGCCUCAACAUCACCCACCACCACAACCCCUUCGCCGACGACGACGCCGACUCCAUCCACGGCAACGGCAACCACGGCAACCACUGGUCGCCCGGCGGCUCGCUGCUGGAUGGCGGCGCUCCUCGGGACCGCAAUCCGUUUGAAGACGAGGAGGACGAGAACGAAGCCAAUGAGGGCAAGAGGGGAGGAGGAGGCGGAGGCGGAGGAGGAGGAGGCGGCUCGGGGAAAGGCCCCUUCAAGUUCACGUCGCCGCUGAAGAGCCUGGGGAAGCUGGGAAAGAACCUGAGGGUGUCGGGGCGGAGCAAAGGAAGUGACACGCCCUCCCCGCAGGGGUCGCUGCAGGGAACGCCAUCUCCUGCAGAGAAGAAGAAGAGAGGGAGGCGGAGCUCCGAGGGGAGUCUGCUCAGGUUUGCAGGGAAGUACCGCGACUCCCGCAGCUCCCGCAAGGAGUCUCUCACCAACGGGGAGCUGAACUGUUCGGAGAGCGAGGGCGACUCGACCAGCCGCCGCCUCUCCUUCAUGAAGAUGGUCGGCCUGGGGAAGCUGAAGAGGGAGUCGAUGGCCGACCACGCCUCGCAGAGCGCCGAGGAGCAGCCGGUGCAGGAGGAGCCGGUCGAGGAGGUGAAGCCCCGGGAGCCGCUGUCUGUCCUGGAGAUCCUGCAGCUCGUCACCAAGCGUGAUCUCUUCCUGGCCGACACUCACAUCCUGGAACUUGAGCAGGAGUGCAAUGAGGUCACCACCACGACCUCAGCCGUGACUUCGGCGGACAAGGCGGCGCCGGAGGACGCCAUGAGCCCGGGCAACAAAGACAGCGGGCGGCGGAAGGCGAAGGACGUGGAGCUGCUGUACGAAGCUCUGCAGAAGGAGCUGUGGGCCGUGGUGAGAGAGUCGCUCCGCUCGCCCACGGCGGGACCCAACCUCGGCCUGGUGGUGCAGGUGCUGCAGCAGGAGGAGCAGGCUGACAGUGAUUGGGCGAUCAGCGUGAACGCGGCGCCCGGCGGCCCGCGGCCUCGCCAGCUGAAGCAGCGAUGGAGGGAGGCGGUGCAGGAGGCGGCCGAUGCCUCGCUGCCGCAGAGCGCCGAGCUGCAGCCGGGCGAGCUGGACGGCUACCUGGACCGCCUGCGUGCCCAGGUGGUGGACGACCUGAACGCCGCCAAGAGAAACGUGGUGCCCAUUUACCCAGAGGAGUACCAGCCCUUCCAGGUUUACGUGCAGAGUUACCACCAGGCAGUUGCCAGUCGUCUGGCGGCCAUCACCGACAGCCAGCUGGAGAUCACCGACAUCUACUCUCUGCUGGACUGGCUGCACAACAUAUACAACAGAGACGUGUUGGGAACGGUGUGUAUUACGACUCCAUUCAACCGCUCCCACUUAGGUCCUCUGCUGCCGUCAGAGACUGUGGACAGACUGGAGCUGGACUGCCUCAACUCCGUCAGGGCCAAAGUGACGACGGAGCUGAGUCAGGUUCUGGACGAGGAGGAGAAGAGGUGGAUGGAGACUCUGCACAUCGAGGAGUAUCAGAUCACACUGGCCAAGACUGUCAUCCAGAGGCUGCAGGUGGACCUGGAGCGCUCGGCAACCAUCAGCAGCAGUUUGGGCUCCAGAGUGGCUCAGUGCAGCCUCAACGGCCUGGCUGACUUCCUGUACAGUUUCCAGCGUAAGGUGGAGAUGUUUCAUGAGGGCAUGCAGAGCGGCAUGUUCGGAGACAACGAGGACGGAUACGUGUCCAAAACCAUUGCUCUGGUCAACUGCUGCCCGCCGUUCAGGGGCUUCGUGCAGCGCUGUGCUCAGUGCGACCCGGCCAUCAGCGAGGACUCUCUGCAUCGUGCCGGCAGAGCUCUGGACCACAUCGUCAACCUGGGGGUCCGAGUGCUGAGCGACCGGCUGUACCAGCACAUCAGGCCGUUCUUCGAAAAGCUGGUGAAGAGGAAGUGGCUGAGCAACACGGAGCCGUAUGAGCAGAUUGAGGCUCUGAUCAAAGAAUAUUUCAAGAAAUAUCGCAGGAUGGACAGUCCACCCUACCAGCUGCUGGUGGCCGAGGUUCACCGCCGCGUGCUGAUGGAGUAUCUUCGCUCGGUGAUGCGAGGCAGAAUCAUCUGCACCUCGCUGAAGAUGAGGAAGAGGAUGGCGGGACGGCUGAGGGACGAAGGCAAACAGAUCAAAGUCCUGUUCAAGGACCUGGAGUCUCCCAGCAGCUGGCUGGACGGCGCUCUGUCCCACAUCUCAGAGAUCAUCCAGCUGGAGGACGUCCCCUCGGUGCAGAUGGAGGUCGCCGUGCUUGUGCGAGAGUUCCCCGACGUCAGGAAGAAGCACGUGUCUGCCAUUUUGAAUAUUCGUGGCACGACUCGGCAGGCUGAGCGCCAGGAGAUUCUCAACAUCGUCAAGGACAUUGAGAGCAGCGAUGGCGGUGGCGGCGGGACGGCCCGGCUGUCCCGGGACCGCGCGCUCUUCUCCGAGGUGCCAGUCACAUCCGAGGUGCACUGCCUUAACAUCGGGCUGAGUCGCAUCGCCCUCACUGCCUCGUCCUGCAUCAGCACCCUGCGACCGCGGCGCAAAGCCAGAGCCAGAGCCACCGUCCAGGAAAACCCGGACGACGGCCUCUAAGCAGCCAUGUUCACGCUAUUCCAUUUUUUUGUGUGUUUUAUUUUUGUGAAUCAUAAUUUCUAAUCAUAAUGGACCACAUUUUGUGCUGAUAAUCCAGAACAGCGGGUUAGUAUGAAUGAUGGCGAGUUGCAAUAACAGCUACUACCAGUGGCCAGCGCCGUACCUGCCACAAGACAACUACUACCACCUUUACUACUGAAAAUACUUCCAUUUGUAACACUGCAACAACUACUGCCAACUUCACUAAAACCACUCAAAUUCAUUUUUAACAUCUUAACAAAUUGCACUGAAAGUGCUUUCUUCAUUUUCAGCACCAUAAUAUCAGCUACCAACUUUACUAAAACUACUUUUUUUUCAUUUCCAACUUUGUAACAACUUUUUACCAACUUCACUAAAGCUACUAAACUUAAUUUUUAACAUCAUAACAUAUUGUACCAGCUUCACUGAAGGUGCCUUCUUCAUUUUCAACACCAUAACAACAACUUGACUAUUUCCAUUUUCAACCCUGUAACAGCGACUACCAACUUUACUACUGAUAAUAUUUCCAUUUGUAGCACCGCAACAACUACUGCCAACUUCACUCUUCAUUUUAAAUUUUGCAACAACUUUUUAUCAACUUUACUAAAGCUACUAUCUUUACUUUCAACUCCAUAACAAAAACUACCAACUUGACUAUUUCCAUUUUCAACCCUGUAACAGCUCCUGCCAGCUUUACUGUCACUACCGCCUUCAUUUUCAACACCACAAGUUAAACAUCUCCUCUUAAUCAUUUUUCAGCACAGUAAGAGUUGCUACCAUCUUUGCUGCAGCUGCUUUCACUUUAAUUUUCUUUCGGCAUGUUGUCAGCUGUCGUCAGUGUCGAACCCCGCCCUCCUCCUCGCUGGGAUUGAUCAGUCAUCUCUUCAUUAUUCAGAUUUGUCGGUCCAGGUUGUGGUGGUUGAACUUUUCUCCGCUCUGGAAAAGCAGUCUAUAUGACAUAAAAAAAAAAAAAGCCGGGUGCAGUAUCUUUUUCCGUAACCGUUAACAUAAAGAAGGGCAUCCACAGUUUGAAAAAAGGGGAAUAGUGUGAACAUUAUAUGAGGACUUGUGAAAGUCCAUGAGCAUCUCAGCAGGAGAGAGGGAGCCAGAGAGAGAAUGAAAGGGAAACUCCAGCAGACGCCUCUGUGUGUUCUGCCAGCAGAGCUCAGCAAACACUCGGGAAGCCGCGGAUGUGCCGCCCAGUGGCUUGAUGUCUAACAAGAUGAAACUUUGACGUUUCUGGGGCGAGCGUGUCUGAUUCAGCAGGCGUUCACCAGCUCAGUGCCUUCAUGGAUUGUACGUUUGACGUGCAGUGCUUGUUUGCAGAUUGUUUGGCCUUUCAUCGGAUAUUCUUUGGAAGAGGAAACUGAAAAAAACAGAGCUGCCAGGGGAGCCAGGAAUCAUGGAAAUAUGGCACCAGUGAUUAAGGAUAAAAAUGGACUGAAAAUAAAGGCUCCUCUGACAUUGUGGGAGUGAUCACUGCAUGUCACAUCACUCUGAGAUGAGCAGCACCUUAAGAAGGCUCGAUGCUCGUGAUUCUCUUGACUGUAUACAGUGUGAACAGAUUUUAAUUUUAUUUUGAUAGACACCUCACAGACAAACACACACAAUCUUACCCAUUUCAUGUCCAUACACUUUCAACAUGAAUGUCAAAUGUGAGCAAACUCGAACAGACACCAUGAACAAAGCUCACAUCCUAAAUUUAUGACCAGUGAACAACAACAUUUUUGCUGUUCAUUUGCUAGAUGUUCAGUCAGUUUGGUUUGUUGCAGAAAUUCAAUGAACACAUGUAAAAUAUCCACCUGGUACAGAAAGCAGCCUCUCUGUCUGCAGAGACUUCACCUGCGGCUAUUUCUUUUUCUUUUUUUUUUUUUUUCAGUGUGUUGUGAUGCAAAAUACUGUUCAAGGAAAAAUCCCCCUCAGCUCCUUUCCCACUGCUUUGUGCAUUCAGGUUUUAUUUGUUUUGCCUUUCAGCAACUUUGAGAGCAAAGACUAAUAUCUCAAGUAAAAUUGAAAUAAAGUAAUAUUUUACAGAGAAAUUCCAGGGAAGACGUGUCAGAAGGAUUUCUUAAUAUUUAAGGCAAGG